GCUCUGCGCAGGCGCGCGGCGCCCCGCCUCCCCAGCGUCGGCUCCCCGGCGGGCGGUGCGGGCCCUCCCACUCUACCCCGCGCUGUCUCACGGCCCCGGCCCUAGCUUCACCCCGACUACCCGGCGUGCGCGUCCUCCUGCCGGCCUGCAGGCCCGGGGCCUCCGCCUGCUUCCCCACAGCUGCUCCUUGCGGCCCCGCUCGCGUUCACGCUGUCGCCCGGGCCGGCGCGGCCGCGGGCAACCGCUCCCCCUCCCACACCUACCCCGCCCCCUCCCCGCCUUUUCCGCCCUCCGGUCCCCCUCCCUCGGCCCGCUGCUGCUGCUCCAGAUGAGGUGAUGGCAACGGCCAACUUCGGCAAGAUCCAGAUCGGGAUUUACGUGGAGAUCAAGCGCAGCGAUGGCCGAAUACAUCAAGCAAUGGUAACAUCUUUAAAUGAAGAUAAUGAAAGUGUAACUGUUGAAUGGAUAGAAAAUGGAGAUACAAAAGGCAAAGAGAUUGACCUGGAGAGCAUCUUUUCACUUAACCCUGACCUUGUUCCUGAUGAAGAAAUUGAACCCAGUCCAGAAACACCUCCACCUCCAGCAUCCUCAGCCAAAGUAAACAAAAUUGUAAAGAAUCGACGGACUGUAGCUUCUAUUAAGAAUGACCCUCCUCCAAGAGAUAAUAGAGUGGUUGGUUCAGCACGUGCACGGCCCAGUCAGUUUCCUGAACAGUCUUCCUCUGCACAACAGAAUGGUAGUGUUUCAGAUAUAUCUCCAGUUCAAGCUGCAAAAAAGGAAUUUGGACCCCCUUCACGUAGAAAAUCUAAUUGUGUGAAAGAAGUAGAAAAACUGCAAGAAAAACGAGAGAAAAGGAGAUUGCAACAGCAAGAACUUAGAGAAAAAAGAGCCCAGGACGUUGAUGCUACAAACCCAAAUUAUGAAAUUAUGUGUAUGAUCAGAGACUUUAGAGGAAGUUUGGAUUAUAGACCAUUAACAACAGCAGAUCCUAUUGAUGAACAUAGGAUAUGUGUGUGUGUAAGAAAACGACCACUCAAUAAAAAAGAAACUCAAAUGAAAGAUCUUGAUGUAAUCACAAUUCCUAGUAAAGAUGUUGUGAUGGUACAUGAACCAAAACAAAAAGUAGAUUUAACAAGGUACCUAGAAAACCAAACAUUUCGUUUUGAUUAUGCCUUUGAUGACUCAGCUCCUAAUGAAAUGGUUUACAGGUUUACUGCUAGACCAUUAGUGGAAACUAUAUUUGAAAGGGGAAUGGCUACAUGCUUUGCUUAUGGGCAGACUGGAAGUGGAAAAACUCAUACUAUGGGUGGUGACUUUUCAGGAAAGAACCAAGAUUGUUCUAAAGGAAUUUAUGCAUUAGCAGCUCGAGAUGUCUUUUUAAUGCUAAAGAAGCCAAACUAUAAGAAGCUAGAACUUCAAGUAUAUGCAACCUUCUUUGAAAUUUAUAGUGGAAAGGUGUUUGACUUGCUAAACAGGAAAACAAAAUUAAGAGUUCUAGAAGAUGGAAAACAGCAGGUUCAAGUGGUGGGAUUACAGGAACGGGAGGUCAAAUGUGUUGAAGAUGUACUGAAACUCAUUGACAUAGGCAACAGUUGCAGAACAUCCGGUCAAACAUCUGCAAAUGCACAUUCAUCUCGGAGCCAUGCAGUGUUUCAGAUUAUUCUUAGAAGGAAAGGAAAACUACAUGGCAAAUUUUCUCUCAUUGAUUUGGCUGGAAAUGAAAGAGGAGCUGAUACUUCCAGUGCGGACAGGCAAACUAGGCUUGAAGGUGCUGAAAUUAAUAAAAGCCUUUUAGCACUCAAGGAGUGCAUCAGAGCCUUAGGUAGAAAUAAACCUCAUACUCCUUUCCGUGCAAGUAAACUCACUCAGGUGUUAAGAGAUUCUUUCAUAGGUGAAAACUCUCGUACCUGCAUGAUUGCCACAAUCUCUCCAGGAAUGGCAUCCUGUGAAAAUACUCUUAAUACAUUAAGAUAUGCAAAUAGGGUCAAAGAAUUGACUGUAGAUCCAACUGCUGCUGGUGAUGUUCGUCCAAUAAUGCACCAUCCACCAAACCAGAUUGAUGACUUAGAGACACAGUGGGGUGUGGGGAGUUCCCCUCAGAGAGAUGAUCUAAAACUUCUUUGUGAACAAAAUGAAGAAGAAGUCUCUCCACAGUUGUUUACUUUCCACGAAGCUGUUUCACAAAUGGUAGAAAUGGAAGAACAAGUUGUAGAAGAUCACAGGGCAGUGUUCCAGGAAUCUAUUCGGUGGUUAGAAGAUGAAAAGGCCCUCUUAGAGAUGACUGAAGAAGUAGAUUAUGAUGUUGAUUCAUAUGCUACACAACUUGAAGCUAUUCUUGAGCAAAAAAUAGACAUUUUAACUGAACUGCGGGAUAAAGUGAAAUCUUUCCGUGCAGCUCUACAAGAGGAGGAACAAGCCAGCAAGCAAAUCAACCCGAAGAGACCCCGUGCCCUUUAAACCGGCAUUUGCUGCUAAAGGAUACCCAGAACCCUCACUACUGUAACAUACAACGGUUCAGCUGUAAGGGCCAUUUGAAAGUUUGGAAUUUUAAGUGUCUGUGGAAAAUGUUUUGUCCUUCACCUGAAUUACAUUUCAAUUUUGUGAAACACUCUUUUGUCUACAAAAUGCUUCUAGUCCAGGAGGCACAACCAAGAACUGGGAUUAAUGAAGCAUUUUGUUUCAUUUACACAAAUAGUGAUUUACUUUUGGAGAUCCUUGUCAGUUUUAUUUUCUAUUUGAUGAAGUAAGACUGUGGACUCAAUCCAGAGCCAGAUAGUAGGGGGAAGCCACAGCAUUUCCUUUUAACUCAGUUCAAUUUUUGUAGUGAGACUGAGCAGUUUUAAAUCCUUUGCGUGCAUGCAUACCUCAUCAGUGAUUGUACAUACCUUGCCCACUCCUAGAGACAGCUGUGCUCACCUUUUCCUGCUUUGUGCCUUGAUUAAGGCUACUGACCCUAAAUUUCUGAAGCACAGCCAAGAAAAAUUACAUUCCUUGUCAUUGUAAAUUACCUUUGUGUGUACAUUUUUACUGUAUUUGAGACAUUUUUUGUGUGUGACUAGUUAAUUUUGCAGGAUGUGCCAUAUCAUUGAACGGAACUAAAGUCUGUGACAGUGGAUAUAGCUGCUGGACCAUUCCAUCUUAUAUGUAAAGAAAUCUGGAAUUAUUAUUUUAAAACCAUAUAACAUGUGAUUAUAAUUUUUCUUAGCAUUUUCUUUGUAAAGAACUAAAAUAUAAACUAGUUGGUGUAUAAUAAAAAGUAAUGAAAUUCUGAGAAGAGUUUUAUCUUAGGAAAAUACAUAUAUAUGCAGUGUGUGUGCCAGUGUGGUAUUAACAAGACUAAUAGUGCAGUUUGAUCCUUACCAAUAUCAUUACUUAAUUUGAAGUGUUCAUUAGCACCCCAAAAUAUACCUUUUCUAUGUACUGUUAAAAGAAAUUGGCUUCUGAUGCAUGAACAUUUACAUGUACAUUGAAAGUAGUCCAUAAUAGAAGUUAGUUUAAGCCAAGUGUAGACAGUACAUUACUCCCUUGAAAAAGAAUUAAGUUGAAAGAGUUGACUUUGCCUUAAAAGGCAGAUCUAACCCAAGCUCCAUCCAGUACCAAAUGUGAAACUUCAUUGUUGUUUGGUGAGAAUCGCCAAAUUCUCACUAAUACAUUGGUAUGGUGUAGGGCAUGCUACUUUUUAAACAGUAGCACUUAUUUUUACAGAUUGCUACUCCAAGGAAGAAAACUGGCCACUUUUCAUGUAAAUAUUUUGUUCAAAGAUUUGUAUAUCUCUCUAGGAGUUUUCCCUCAGUUCCCAGGAUGGGGUCCAGGAGUAGAUUAACAGCUGAAAAUCUCCCAAGGAUAUCUUCUUUUGAUUUAUUUACUCCAGGGAACUAUCAGCUCCUUCACAGGAGCCAAAGGGGAGCUAUGAAUAGAGGGUCACAUGAGCCAGAUUCUUUACUGUUCAUAAAACCCAGAGAGUAGUUGUGAAAGAUCCUAAUACAAUUGUGAAAAGCUCUGUAAACAUGAAAUCUAAAACAAAUGUAGAUUUUCACAAUAUGCUUAUUAAUAAAUGAAGUCUAUGGAAUAA
Messenger RNA from Pan troglodytes (chimpanzee), 4072 nucleotides. It is a transcript of the gene KIF2A, whose product is annotated as kinesin family member 2A. The record is from RefSeq and is a predicted model, not a curated record. The transcript is spliced from 20 exons. NCBI's taxonomy places the organism in Eukaryota, Metazoa, Chordata, Mammalia, Primates, Hominidae. Gene Ontology annotation, biological process: microtubule-based movement; microtubule depolymerization. The coding region runs from base 337 to 2457 and encodes 706 amino acids. Gene Ontology annotation, cellular component: microtubule. Gene Ontology annotation, molecular function: microtubule motor activity; ATP binding; microtubule binding.